Molecule: messenger RNA, 1892 nt
Organism: Ricinus communis (castor bean)
Lineage: Eukaryota; Viridiplantae; Streptophyta; Magnoliopsida; Malpighiales; Euphorbiaceae
Product: transcription factor TGA7
Exons: 10
Coding region: 561-1646 (361 amino acids)
Biological process (GO): DNA-templated transcription; regulation of DNA-templated transcription
Molecular function (GO): sequence-specific DNA binding; DNA-binding transcription factor activity
Source: RefSeq, a predicted model, not a curated record
GUUACUAUUUCAUGUAUAGCUAACAACUUGUUUCCUUGGUGUCAUGAGGACAUAUGGAUUCAUAACGGGUCUAAUUCAACUUGAAAUCUGUUGUUUACCUGUCUGCAGUUAUUAGUCUUGCUUAGAAUGAUAGAAUUUACAGGAGAUAAUCUUGAAGCUUAUUGGUUUUUCCAUUUUAGUAAUACUGUAAGAAGAACAUCCAAGCUUGAGAUGAUCAAAACCCCCGCCAAAUUCAGAUUUUGCUAUUUUGUGUAUUCAUGAGAAUUUAACCCAUAAGCACUUGUUGUAAUUAGAAGUAGUUGUCGCUGUAUAGUUGUUCUUCCAUUCAAUUCUUAUUUUUGUGAGGCUAUCAGUAUAGUUUUCAAGAGAGAAUUUGGAUUAUCAUAAACAUUGGACUUUCCGUUGAGCAAGAAGUGAAAGAUUUUUGGGACUCUAGAGAUGAUUGCCACAUGUUUCAGCCAAUGAGAUUAUUCGUUGUCUUGACAUGGCAGUGACUGUUCUAGAGACAAAGAUGCAACGAAGAGAUAGUUAGAGAUAUCAAUUGAUUGAUUGUUAAGAGGAUGACCUCUUCAUCUACUCAACUUUCUGCCUUGAGAGGAAUGGGAAUUUAUGAGCCAUUCCACCAGAUUAGCUCCUGGGGAGACACCUUCAGAGGAGAUGGUAGCCUAAAUGUUGGUUCAUCUACAAUUGUGCCUGUGGAUACUGGGAUUAAUGACAAGACCGAAUAUGUUUCUCAGGAUUCUAUGGAACACUCCAGAAGUGAUCAAGAAUCAAACAGACCAACAGAUAAGAUACAGAGACGUUUAGCACAAAAUCGAGAAGCUGCUCGCAAAAGUCGUUUGCGAAAAAAGGCCUAUGUUCAACAACUAGAAUCUAGCCGUUUGAAGUUAGUGCAAUUGGAGCAGGAACUCGAUAGAGCUAGGCAACAGGGUAUAUACAUAAGCACUACAGCAGUUUCUGGUCAUUUAGGAUUGCCAGGAACUCUUAAUUCAGGAAUUACUACAUUUGAAAUGGAAUAUGCACACUGGCUUGAAGAAGAACAUAAAUAUGUUUCUGAACUCAGGACUGCGCUGCAAGCUCAUAUCACUGACAUAGAGCUCCGGAUACUGGUAGAAAAUGGCUUGAACCACUACAACAACCUUUUCCGCAUGAAAGCAGAUGCUGCAAAGGCUGACGUCUUCUAUUUGAUUUCUGGAAAAUGGAGGACAUCAGUAGAACGCUUUUUCCAAUGGAUUGGUGGAUUCCGCCCGUCAGAGCUUCUAAAUGUUCUCAUGUCACAACUUGAGCCCUUGACUGAUCAACAACUUGUGGACGUCUGUAACCUUAGGCAAUCUUGUCAGCAGGCUGAAGACGCUCUCUCACAAGGAAUUGAUAAACUUCAGCAGACCCUGGCCCAGAGCAUAGCAGAGGAUAUAGCUAAUGCUGGAAGUUACAGAGCUCAGAUGGCUGCUGCUAUAGGGAAUUUAGAAGCACUAGAGGGCUUUGUGAACCAGGCAGAUCACCUUCGGCAACAAACUUUGCAGCAUUUGUCAAGGAUCCUAACAACACGGCAAGCUGCUCGAGGUUUACUUGCCUUGGGAGAAUACUUUCACCGACUUCGAGCAUUAAGUUCGUUAUGGGCUGCUCGUCCUCGGGAACCUGCCUAGAUUACAGAAUUAGGAACCAGCAAAACCACCAUAUCUAGGUUGAUAUACCACUGGCAUCCAUGCCUCCCCUAUAAAAAUGGACACUCAUGAAUUUUGUAUUAUAUAUAUAUAUGUACUAUUUUUCAACUCUGCCUAUAUGUUUUUCCAUAGCAGCUUCUUCUUAAGUUUAGACAAGGUGUAAAUAUGAAGUGAAACGAUGUGUGUAAGAAGCAUAAAAAUUAGGUAAUGAAGUCGAUGUUCAAUGCA